Molecule: messenger RNA, 1706 nt
Organism: Chondrus crispus (carragheen)
Lineage: Eukaryota; Rhodophyta; Florideophyceae; Gigartinales; Gigartinaceae
Product: Protein disulfide-isomerase, PDIA-6 Membrane
Exons: 4
Coding region: 1-1347 (448 amino acids)
Cellular component (GO): endoplasmic reticulum; COPII-coated ER to Golgi transport vesicle
Source: RefSeq, a predicted model, not a curated record
AUGUUCAAGAUCUCCAUGUUGGAUUUGUUCCGCAAAGUCCCCGUCGACUUGACGCAGGCGACGCGCCGCGGCGGCCUGCUCUCGUUAGCUGUCGCUACUAUCAUUGGCCUCGUACUGUUUUGCGAGGUUUGGACAUAUCUGGAGGGCGAGACCAAGUCGCGCAUCAUUCUCGACAGCAACACCGAGUCUAAGCUUGAGAUUAACUUUGAGAUUUCCUUCUUUGAACUUCCGUGCCGCUUCGCGAACGUAGAGGUUUGGGAUUAUCUUGGAAACGCAAAAUUGAACGUCGAUGCAGAUAUCAGCAAAACUAUUCUCGGCCACGAGCAAAACGAAAACCAUUUGACAGAAUACAAGGACAAGGGGACGGUCGCCACCCAACUUGUCGAUAAGCACGAGGAUGCGCAUUUACCGGAGCAGGUUGUCGAGUUGACGUCGAGCAACUACGGACAGUAUCUUAAACAGAAUGAGUACACUUUUGUUAUAUACUACGUCAACUGGUGUGGGUUUUGCAAAAUGGCACUGCCAGUCUGGUCCAAGUUUGCGAAGCACCUUCCAAGCAUACGACCGAACGUAAAGAUUGCGCAGGUCGAUUGCGAAAAGAAUGCCGAACUAUGCCAGGCGACAAAGAUUACAGGAUACCCCACGUUCAUCAUGUUCAAGGGUGUCAAUCCUUUAGAGGAAGACUAUGGUGGCGAACGCUCAGUCGAGGCAUUUUCAAAGUAUGUCGAGAAAGUCUCAGAUACACCGCCGGACGACCACAACCUCAAGUACCAAUGGCAGGAGGGGUGCUUGUUGGGCGGACGAUUGCUGGUUAACCGAGUACCCGGAAACUUCCAUAUUUCCGCGAAGAGUGAUGCACACAAUUUCGACCAGAAGAGCACGAAUACAUCACAUUUGAUCCAUCACCUCUCGUUUGGCGGCGAAAUGCAACAUGAUUUGUAUAUGGCCGUACCUAAGGAUAUUCGCGUGAAUAUCUCUCCGCUAGACGAUAUCCUCUUCAUCAACCACAAGGAACACAUGUCCCAUGAGCACUAUAUCAAGGUAGUUUCAACGCACUACCAGGCAGGCUCUUUGAGAAGACGCAAGGACGUGCUCGGAUACCAGAUGGCAACCUCUAACCACCAAUACAAAUCAGAUCCCAACGUCCCCGAGACUCGAUUUUCGUAUGAUUUAUCACCAACAGCUGUUGUAAUAAGUCAAGCUGGUAGAAGAUGGUACGAGUUUCUGACAUCCCUAUGCGCCAUCAUUGGGGGCACGUUCACGACUUUCUCGUUGAUGGACGGAGUUCUCCAUUCGAUGCAGCGACGACUGGCGAGACCGGUGACGCCGUCUAGCAAGUUGACAUAAGAUGUGCAGAGGCAAAAGUAACUAUUGUCGCGAGAAAGCUACGAGAAGUGUUAAAAGGAAUAACAUGCGGAAGUUUGAAGACACGGAGAACGAGAACAGUUCGAUGUGUAGUAAUGAAUACGUUUUUACCCUCCAGCUACUACAAUUCGGAGAGGAUUGAGCUGCAGCGCGAGCGCCUCAACGAGAAACUUCAACUAAGAAGGGCAGAAUUAGCAUACCUUAUGGGAAAAAAGUGCGGUGGCGCAACGCAAGGUGAGUGAGAAGCCACUAGGAUGAGCGAGCGGUUGAGGCGAGGCCCCAAAUUAGAAAGAAGAGACAAGUCCGAACAUAAACGUCACAACGACCGAAAGCAGUUUUAG